AUGCCAGGAAAGGGGUCCGUAUCCAACAGCUCCUCCUCGCCCCGGAAGUUCGGAAUGGUCGCGCCCCCCCCUAGUAGUGUCACAUGCGUAAAACCAUCGGACCCUCCGUUCUUGAGGAAGCUUAAGGAGCGCGUCGGCUACAAAGAAAGCCCGACGGUCGACACGAAGAGGGAAGAACACCAACCUGUUGACACUGUAGACCCCGACCUCGAUGACGAAAAGCCUGUCGUCGUCGUUCUCAAGGCGGGCGAUUUGACUGCUGAGGAAGCUGAAAUCUACAGUCAAAGAGAAGGUAAAAUAGAAUUUACGUCCUCAGUGUCGAGUUACAUGUUCUUAUCAGUAACCUGA
This is a messenger RNA of Dermacentor albipictus, 348 nucleotides long. Lineage: Eukaryota; Metazoa; Arthropoda; Arachnida; Ixodida; Ixodidae. The record is from RefSeq and is a predicted model, not a curated record.